Messenger RNA from Polyodon spathula (Mississippi paddlefish), 3902 nucleotides. Its product is annotated as eomesodermin homolog. The coding region runs from base 282 to 2072 and encodes 596 amino acids. Gene Ontology annotation, biological process: positive regulation of DNA-templated transcription; cell fate specification; lymphocyte migration. The record is from RefSeq and is a predicted model, not a curated record. Lineage: Eukaryota; Metazoa; Chordata; Actinopteri; Acipenseriformes; Polyodontidae. Gene Ontology annotation, molecular function: DNA-binding transcription factor activity, RNA polymerase II-specific; RNA polymerase II cis-regulatory region sequence-specific DNA binding. Gene Ontology annotation, cellular component: nucleus. The transcript is spliced from 6 exons.
CAGCGCUAGUUUGGACACGAAUUAAAGGCUAAUGAAACACGCCUAUAAAAGAGGUCUGAUGGGUUGUUUUUUCUCUCGCUUGUCAGUAGCAUUAACUUUUGAAUCUGAGCGGCAGGUGAUGAACACAGACCUGAUAACACGAUUUAUGACUGCUUAAUUUCGUGCAGUUUUAUUUAUUGAUGCAUGUGUUUGAACUUUGCUUAGUGCUGAAACACCGGGGGAUGCUCCACGCGUAAAUGGGCGGAUUGGGUACGAACUUCGGUUAAGCUUUCAAUGUCAGCAUGUUGAAUGGGACUGAGGCGAUAAGUUUUGGCAAAGAAGCAGAAACGGCCAGCCACCACCAUCACAACCACAACAAGGAUCUCUCGGAGCUGAAGAUGGGGAUUCAGGACGCAAGGUUUUUAUAUCAGGACCCGAACCCGACCGGACAGGAGAACUGUUCCCUAGCGUUACCUUAUUCCAGCCAGACUCUGUCCGGGAGCCAAAGCGGUCGGUUUUUCACCUCGGCAGCCCUCAGUAGCUGUCACUACAACCCCGUGAGGUCUGCAAGCGGAGGGGGCGGGGGGCAGGCGUACACCGCUCCGGGGAGCGAAGUUUGCGCCGCUACUGGGGGAGAGUUUUACCCCCCUAGCGGGGAUGUGUAUUCAUCCAGCCUGUUUCAACACGGGUAUCCACGGCCUCUGCACGAUCCUUUGCCCGGAUUUCAAGUUUGUGGGAAAACGCAGGUGGUUUUAAACAACUACACGCUCUGGGCAAAAUUUCACAAGUACCAGACUGAGAUGAUCAUCACUAAACAAGGACGGCGGAUGUUCCCCUUCCUGAGUUUCAACAUCACGGCUCUGGACCCAACAGCCCAUUACAACGUGUAUGUGGACGUGGUUCUGGCAGAUCAGCACCAUUGGCGCUACCAGGGAGGGAAGUGGGUCCAGUGUGGCAAGGCAGAGUGCAACAUGCCAGGUAACAGGAGUUACAUGCACCCCGACUCUCCUAACUCAGGAGCUCACUGGAUGAGGCAGGAGAUCUCCUUCGGGAAACUCAAACUGACCAACAACAAGGGAGGCUCCAACAACACAGGGCAGAUGAUCGUGCUUCAGUCUCUACACAAGUACCAGCCGCAGCUGCACAUUGUGGAGGUGAAGGAGGACGGCACCCAGGAGCCACACAUGACUUCCAGGACCCAGUCCUUCAUCUUCCCUGAGACCCAGUUCAUCGCUGUCACUGCCUACCAAAACGCUGACAUCACACAGUUGAAAAUCGACCACAACCCCUUUGCUAAGGGAUUUCGGGACAAUUUUGAUGCGGUGUACGGGCAGAUCGAGAAUGACAGUCUCUCCCCCUCUCCUACUGACGCCACCGGCUGCCAGCAGCUUCUGUCCAGUGGGUGCUACCCCCAGCCAUACCGGUCAGAGCCCUACUUGAGCCCCCUCCAACAGAGCCGCUAUUACAGCCGCGAUCGGGCAACCACAGGUCUCCCCGGGCAAGCCAAGGAGCCUGGGGUCAGCAGCAGCAGUCCGCACAGCCGCUGGUACCACCCGGGGCAGCAGACCCCCACCACGGGGAACCGGCUGGACCUCAGCACCUACGAAUCCGACUACGCUGCUAACGCCUUUGUCUCCUACAAACCCUUCCCCAUCCAGACCUCGGCGCACCACUCCCUGGGUUACUACCCUGAGAAUCCUUUUGGGUCCCCCCCAGCUUCGGGGGCGUGGGGAUCCAGCCGGCCCGCUUCCCAGUACCACCACCUCCACAAACCCGGGCUGAGCUGGUUCAGACCGAUGCCGGCUCACCCCUCCGUAGCCCCGGAGCUCCAGCAGUGCCAUCCCUCUCUCUCUGCACCCCAGCAGGACAAGGUGAAGGAGGCCGGUGGGGAGGACUCCUCCUGGUUGGAGCCCCCCUCAGUGAAGUCUGUAGACUCCGCCGAUUCGGGGCUGUACGAGGGGGCAGAGUGCAAGAAAAGGAGGGUGUCUCCGUACGCCUCAAGCACAGAGAGCUCCCCCCCGACCCGUGCAGGAGAAGCCUGUGAGAAGGAGAGCAGCGGCGAUGCUGGCUACUAUGGGUUUUAUGCGAACUGAACACAAAACCUGCCUCAGAAACACCGAAGCGCGCCGAGCAAAUAACACCCAACGAUUGGGAGGGUCCUUAAAUAUGGGUCCCCCGAACUCUCUCGCACACAAUCUCACAAACGGUGUUUCCGUUGCCCGCUUUUUGCGUGCUCAAUCAGGUCACGCUGUUGCUGUUGUCAUUCUUGAGUCCAUUGUCGGUCAUACACAUCAGAAUGAAAUGGUACAGUGUUCGUGUAGCAGUCAAGGUUUUAUCGCACUUAAAAAUGAGAAACGUCAUUAGAUUCCAUCCUCCAGACUUGCCUUUCCCACUGAACGUUAGCGACCCCUGCUGGUGGAGUAUAUAUUCCAACACACAUCGAAAUCAACUUGAUUAUUCUUCCAGUACUCACAAACUGGCCUGCACUGAGAGUAGUUCCUACAGCAUCUCCUUCAGCAGGGCUAUGUGGAAACUAAACUAAAACAUGAUUCCCAGGGAGGGCGUUGACCCUUGUCUCACCUCCACCUGGGGAAUUCUGGGAUUUGUAGUCCACAAGGUGCAUUGGCUAAUGAGGUAAAGCCGAAUUGUGUCUGUUAAAAAGGCAGACAUUUUAAUCUGAUGUGUCAACAGAAAAAAAAGAAAAAAAAAAGCUUUUGUGUAAACACUGGUACUGCAAAUGAAAUGUUAUUGUGUAUUAUUAUUAUUAUUACAGUUAGUACCAAAGGAUAAGUGAUGUGACAUUUAGUUUAUUGAAUCUAUAUUUUUUUAAACAAGGUCUUUUUAUUUUAGGUUUAUAACCUGCCCACACAUGAAUGGGGUAGACUUGUGUCCUGACCCAAAAUGCAACAAGCAACUGAAUAGUAUUCCAAGUGUUUGGGUGUCUGAUUCAGAAAUCCGAUUGAUGUUUGUAAGUACUGGGGUGAUGCUUGUCCUGCAUAAACACACCUGUGGGGUAUAUUUUGGACAUUUUUAAUGCUCAAUAAGUCAGUCGGAUCAUGUGAUCUACAGCUCAGCACAGGAAGUGAUGCAAUACCAACGUGAACUAGUAUACAGCACUCCUGCAGGAGAUGCCUAUAUAUUUUCCCUCCCCAUAUAAAGCAUAGAAUAACUUUUCAAUGAAAACUAUAUUUAUUAAGUGUCCAAAAUUACUUCAAAUUGCCAUUUAUUUCAGCUAGGUUCAAUAUUUCAUACAGGAAAUGGUUCAGAUAAAACAAUACCAGCAAGCCAAGGGGUGCAAUGAUCCGGUCACACGCGAAUGAGAAGCACACAAUUUGAUUUUCAAGCCUUGGUUAUACCAAUCCUUUAACAAAGGGGAGAAAUUAUUUUGCCUUUUUCAUUUCAAAUUCAAACUUUUCAAGUAAACAGAUUAUUUUUGUAAAUAUGUAUUUGAAAGCAAUAUUGCAUCCCCUUUUCAACUUAUUUGUAAUACCUUCCACUUCAAAGGGAUACUUUAUGUCAAAUACAUUUUUCUGAUAUUUAAUUUCUCACCUAUUACUUAUGUUCUGUUUGUUUCUAUGCAUAUCUGUAUUUACCAGGCUUAAUUAUUCCAGCAAAAGAUGCUAUUAAAGGCUGGGGAGGAUUAUUAGUGAUGCACAGUGCAUUGACGCCCACAGGUGCAACACUGACGUUAUUCCCCAAGGUCUACCUUUUCAGAAGGAACUUUCACUGGAAUAUUUAAGCAUGGCAGAUAUACUAACAUAUGAGAAAUAAUAAGUUAUGAAAAAAUAAUUUUGAAUAUAUGACUUACGGUACACUGAAAAGAACAGAUUUAUUUAUUUGAAGCUGGCUUUACAUUGUGAAAAUGUGCAGUGUCUUUUUAAUAAACAACUUUAAACAAGUGUUUCACCAGCUCUCUCUCUCUC